AUGUGUAUGUGUAUACAGGAGGAGAUAAGGAAUAACUCGCCGUCGAGUUUGAUGAUGAAUCAGCAGAUGAUGAAUAUCCCGAACGAAUCGAUGUUACCCGUUCGUGAUAUCGACGAGCUUCCUAAGCCUCCCGCAGCUAAACGACCCCCGGAGAAAAGACAGAGAGUGCCCUCUGCUUACAACCGCUUCAUCAAGGACGAGAUCCAACGUAUCAAAGCUGGUAACCCUGAUAUCAGUCACAGGGAAGCCUUCAGUGCUGCUGCUAAAAAUUGGGCCCACUUCCCACACAUCCACUUCGGACUGAUGCCAGAUCAACCCGUGAAGAAACCAAACGUGUGCCAACAGGAAGGAGAUGAUCAUGUGAUGAUGAAAGAUGGGUUUCUUGGUGCAGCUGCAAAUGUGGGUGUUUCUCCCUACUAAUUAAGAAAUUAAUUAAAAAAUUGCAGCAGCUUUUCUUUAUAUUAAUAUAUGUUAAUUAUGUUUUCAAGUAUUUUUCUUUAAUCUCAUCAUGUGUCUUUAUAUUAUGCUGUCUUGAAGGUCUGUUUUUAAUUAAUUACUGUAUAAUGUUUUCGGAUUUAUGCUUAAUUAGCUUUAAAUUCAAAUGGUUGUCGUCUGAGAGGAUUUCAACUUAACUAUGUAGUAUCUCUAAAACCCAUUUGAAAAUGAAGCUUUUUUCUUAUUAUUUA
Messenger RNA from Erythranthe guttata (spotted monkey flower), 686 nucleotides. The record is from RefSeq and is a predicted model, not a curated record. NCBI's taxonomy places the organism in Eukaryota, Viridiplantae, Streptophyta, Magnoliopsida, Lamiales, Phrymaceae.